Mesorhabditis spiculigera is the source of this 375-nucleotide messenger RNA. The record is from the annotation of a GenBank genome assembly. Lineage: Eukaryota; Metazoa; Nematoda; Chromadorea; Rhabditida; Rhabditidae.
AUGAUGCUAGAAAGUCGCCUUGAUGUGCUUCGUCGAGAGGACGAUGGUGGUCGUGCUCAGGUGUUGCCACCAACAAAAUUGAUCGCCUGCUGCGUGUCGCCCUCGAAUCGACCGACAAAACAUUUCAAUCUCAACUUGCGCUUCAUCCCAAUUGCUUCUGCCGCCCUGUCGUCCGGAUUCGGGUUCCCCAGCCCGCAGGCUGACAUUCGGGUAGCUGUGGAAGGGAUGGCGAACACGUUGAUCGAAACCAAUCGAAAGAAGCUGCAGCGACGUCGGAGUCCAUUCACGGAGGAAGAGCUGCUUUCCUACGGCUUCACCCUCGAACAAUUGCCCCGUAUCGUCCCCACCUCAUUUUCCAUCCAAGGGCCCCCACAA